AUGGCUUCCAAUUUUAAUGACAUAGUAAAACAAGGGUAUGUAAAGAUUAGGAGCAGACGCUUAGGUAUUUAUCAAAGAUGCUGGCUAGUAUUCAAGAAAGCUUCAAGCAAAGGUCCAAAAAGAUUGGAGAAAUUUUCAGAUGAGCGGGCAGCAUAUUUUAGGUGUUACCAUAAGGUCACAGAGCUUAAUAAUGUUAAGAAUGUAUUACGAUUACCCAAAAGCACAAAGAAACAUGCAAUUGGGAUUUAUUUCAACGAUGAUACCUCCAAGACCUUUGCUUGUGACUCAGAGCUUGAGGCAGAUGAGUGGUGUAAAGUGCUGCAGAUGGAAUGCCUGGGAACUCGCAUUAAUGAUAUCAGUCUUGGAGAGCCUGAUUUAUUGGCUACUGGUGUAGAAAGAGAGCAGAGUGAGAGAUUCAAUGUGUAUUUGAUGCCAUCUCCUAACUUAGAUGUACAUGGGGAAUGUACCUUGCAGAUAACAUAUGAGCAUAUCUGUCUUUGGGACAUCCAGAAUCCCAGAGUCAAGCUCAUCUCUUGGCCAUUAAGUGCCCUCCGGCGAUAUGGACGAGAUCCAACUUGGUUCACAUUUGAGGCAGGAAGGAUGUGCGAUACCGGGGAAGGACUUUUUAUCUUUCAGACAAGAGAUGGAGAAGCCAUCUAUCAGAAAGUACACUCCGCUGCCCUGGCCAUAGCAGAGCAGCAUGAGCGUCUGCUACAGAGUGUGAAAAAUUCAAUGCUCCAAAUGAAGAUGAGUGAGCGAGCCGUCUCACUAAGCACCAUGGUGCCCCUUCCCCGCAGUGCCUAUUGGCAGCAUAUCACUCGGCAGCACAGCGCUGGCCAGCUGUACAGCUUACAAGAUGGUUCAAGUACUCUGAAGCUUCACCGAACAGAGACUUUCCCAGCCUACCGAUCAGAACACUGAUAGAGACCGUGGUGGAUCUUGGAAAUGUUUGUGAUUUGUCAGCCAAUGGACCAACUUGGAGGAAGAACAAAA
Messenger RNA from Gracilinanus agilis (Agile Gracile Mouse Opossum), 993 nucleotides. It is a transcript of the gene DOK5, whose product is annotated as docking protein 5. The transcript has 8 exons. NCBI's taxonomy places the organism in Eukaryota, Metazoa, Chordata, Mammalia, Didelphimorphia, Didelphidae. Bases 1 to 921 code for a protein of 306 amino acids. Gene Ontology annotation, biological process: cell surface receptor protein tyrosine kinase signaling pathway; positive regulation of MAPK cascade. The record is from RefSeq and is a predicted model, not a curated record. Gene Ontology annotation, cellular component: cytoplasm.